Molecule: messenger RNA, 1816 nt
Organism: Jaculus jaculus (lesser Egyptian jerboa)
Lineage: Eukaryota; Metazoa; Chordata; Mammalia; Rodentia; Dipodidae
Gene: Vdac1
Product: voltage dependent anion channel 1
Exons: 9
Coding region: 70-921 (283 amino acids)
Biological process (GO): monoatomic anion transmembrane transport
Cellular component (GO): mitochondrial outer membrane
Molecular function (GO): voltage-gated monoatomic anion channel activity
Source: RefSeq, a predicted model, not a curated record
CGCUCCGCUCGGUUCCUCGUCGCCGCAGCCCCCGCCGUUACUCCCGCCGCCGCCGCCGCCCCGGAGAAGAUGGCCGUGCCUCCCACAUAUGCUGAUCUUGGCAAAUCUGCCAGGGAUGUCUUCACCAAGGGCUACGGAUUUGGCCUGAUAAAACUCGAUUUGAAAACAAAGUCCGAGAAUGGCUUGGAAUUCACCAGCUCAGGCUCAGCCAACACAGAGACCACCAAAGUAAAUGGCAGCCUGGAAACCAAGUACCGGUGGACCGAGUACGGCCUGACGUUCACGGAGAAGUGGAACACGGACAACACGCUGGGCACCGAGAUCACUGUGGAGGAUCAGCUUGCUCAUGGACUGAAGCUGACCUUUGAUUCGUCUUUCUCACCUAACACUGGGAAAAAAAAUGCUAAAAUCAAGACAGGGUACAAGAGGGAGCACAUCAACCUGGGCUGCGACGUGGACUUUGACAUCGCCGGGCCCUCGGUCCGCGGCGCGCUGGUGCUGGGCUAUGAGGGCUGGCUGGCCGGCUACCAGAUGAACUUCGAGACCGCCAAGUCCCGAGUGACCCAGAGCAACUUCGCAGUCGGCUACAAGACGGACGAGUUCCAGCUGCACACCAACGUGAACGACGGGACAGAGUUUGGUGGCUCCAUCUACCAGAAGGUGAACAAGAAGUUGGAGACGGCUGUCAAUCUCGCGUGGACAGCAGGAAACAGUAACACUCGCUUUGGAAUAGCGGCCAAGUAUCAGAUCGACCCCGAUGCCUGCUUCUCGGCCAAAGUGAACAACUCCAGCCUGGUUGGUUUAGGGUAUACUCAGGUCCUAAAGCCAGGUAUCAAACUGACGCUGUCAGCCCUGUUGGAUGGCAAAAAUGUCAACGCUGGUGGCCACAAGCUUGGUCUAGGACUGGAAUUUCAAGCGUAAACAAAUACUGUACAAUCAUUAAUUUUCAACUAUUUUGCAGCAUAGCUACCUUCAGAAUUUAGUGUACCUUUUAAUGUUGUAUGUCUGGGAUGCAAGAAUUGCUAAUAUCAUGUUAGACCUCUGGGUUAAGGAUGACUCAGCUUUAAGGGGUUACCUUUUCAGAGGUACAGGAGAAGCCCGGCUCUGAAAGAGGCCCUUUCAGCUGUAGGCAUGGGGGAACCUGGCGGCACCUCUGGAGAUGCCAGGUUUCUCUUUUAAUCUAGGAGUGGCUGCAAGUGGAAGCUGACACUGUGUAGACACCUUGUAAACCUAUAUUGAGUUAAUGAAUGACAUUGUGACUUCCUGAGCAUGGAACCUUGGUUUCCUGACCCCGAUGGAAGAGAAGCUCUUUGCGUGAUGUUGUGUACAGACUCCUGAAAAGGACUUUUUAAGACAGCCCUUCACUCCUGUUCCCACCCUAGCCCAUCAGCACCUGUUUCACACCAAAAGUAGUCUGCAGGGCAUGGUAGCUGUAUCCUUUGUGCCAUUAUGGGGUGGAGAGGGUGGGUGUGAUGAAGCCAAUGAUUCAGGACUUAGUUCCUCUUUGUGUUGUGAGGUUUCUUUCCCUUUUUUUUUCACCCCCUUUUUCUUUCUUUUGGCCAUUGCACCAGAGUAUGAAAUAGCUUCCAGGAUCUCCAGCUAUGAGCUGGUGGAGUCUGCCUGAUUUUAAUCACAUGUCAACAACACUAGGAAUCUCAAUUGGACUUCUGUUGUAUUCUCACCAAUCAGUUUAAUUUUUAGCAGUUCAAUGGGUACAUUUUAGAGUCUUCCAUUUUGUGUGGAAUUAGAUCCUCCCCCUCAAAUGCUGUACUUAACAUCACUUAAGAUAAAACUUGAAUAAAAUAUUGAAACCUCA